Molecule: messenger RNA, 3384 nt
Organism: Microdochium trichocladiopsis
Lineage: Eukaryota; Fungi; Ascomycota; Sordariomycetes; Xylariales; Microdochiaceae
Exons: 2
Coding region: 133-3384 (1083 amino acids)
Biological process (GO): nucleoside metabolic process
Molecular function (GO): catalytic activity; protein binding; ADP binding
Source: RefSeq, a predicted model, not a curated record
CAGGGGGUAAGGGUCGACGCCCAAUCCUUCUCGUCCCAAUGUGUGUCGAUUGUCAGCACAUGAACACUGGAAUGGCCACAGUGCCGUGCGUGGAGAGCGGGCGACACCGCGUCCCAUUCUCGACGAGACAGGAUGGCGGCAUCACGAAAUGACACUACGGCGACCCUCGACCCCAACGACUAUGCCGUCGUCUGGAUUGCGCCGCUCGAGAUCGAAGCCAAGGCCGCCUUGUGCCUUCUCGACGAGCGACACCAUGGCCGGUUUCCCGUCGACCGCGGCGACGAGUACGUCUUCCACGCCGGUAGUAUGUGCGGCCACAACGUCGUGAUAGCAACGUUCCCAGCCGGCCAGGAGUACGGGACCGCGUCAGCCGCUGCCCUCGCCAGCCAGAUCCUCAAGUGCUUUCCCAAUCUCUGGUUCGGGCUGCUGGUAGGGGUCGCGGCGGGACUGCCAGACCUGGCCAGCAGCCCACCCCGCGACAUUCGGCUCGGCGAUGUGCUCGUCAGUCUGCCCGAGGGUGAAAGGCCCGGUGUCAUCGCGUACGACCUCGGCAAAGAGACAGACGGCGGGUUUCAACCCCUUCGGUACGGGCACGUCUUGACCACGACCAAGCCGAUCGUGCGGUCGGCAAUCGGCCGGAUAAAGCUCGAAGCACCAGACGAGGCCGCCACAUUCCUCCCCUACUACGAGACGAUCCGCGACAGGGAGCACGCAACGGGCACCUUUGCCGACCCCGGACAAGACCACGACACACUCUACUCGGCAACCGAGGGCAGGCCGGACAUAGCUAUCGAACGCCCUCGCCGACCCGACACAGCCCGCACACGCGUGUGGUACGGGCCCAUCGGGUCGGGAGACAAGCUAUUGAAGAAUGCGCAGAAACGGAACGAACUCAGAGACAAGUACGGGGUCAUUGGUCUAGAGAUGGAGGCGGCAGGCACGAUGAACCGAAUCCCCGUGGGAGUGAUCCGCGGGGUGUGCGACUAUGGCGACCAGCAGAAAAAUAAGGAGUGGCAGCCGUACGCGGCGGCUAUUGCGGCUGCGUAUGGGAAAGCCGUGCUUAAUGAGAUACCUUCUACGGAAAAGAGGAGUCGUACAGACGGCAUCGCGAGAACCAAGGGAGUCAAUGAGCCUACUCCUCCGUGCUACUACAUCCAGCUUCCUAAAAACGCCCGCUUCACUGGGCGAGAUACUGUUCUCGACGCGCUGGACGAAGCGCUCUCUAACCGAGAGGAAAUACGACGGGUCGCACUGGUUGGUCUCGGUGGCAUCGGCAAAACACAGAUUGCACUACGCUUCGCCUACAAUACCAAAGAAAGCCGGCCCGACUAUUCCAUCUUCUGGGUGCCAGUCCUGAGUCACGGUAGCGUCGAACAGGCGUACGUCGAGAUCGCCAAGAAGCUUGGUGUCCGGAAGCAAAGCGACGACGAAGAUAUCAAGGACCUUGUGUGUCAAUAUCUGAGCUCAGACAAAAACGGCAACUGGCUGUUCGUGGUCGACAACGCUGAUGACGGUGAGCUGUUCUUCGGAACUGAUGAUAAAACUGGCAUCGAGGCGUACCUUCCUGAGAGCGAGAACGGUUUGGUCCUAUUAACGACGCGAUCGAGACAAGUGGCGGCGCAAUUUGCAGAGGCCAACAUUGUCGACAUUGAGCAAAUGGACACGAAGGACGCAACACUGCUUUUCCAGAAGUCUCUGGCGCAAAGGCACACGGCGCCGGACGAAGUGGGAGAGCUCCUUGCCCAACUGGCCUAUCUCCCUCUCGCAAUCACCCAGGCAGCAGCAUAUCUCAACCAGACCAAGGUCCCCAUCGGCAAAUACCUCGGAUUCUUACGUGGGGCCGAGAAAGAUGCAGUCCGAGUCUUUGGUCGAGAAUUCCGUGACAGCACCAGAUAUCGACAGUCCCACAAUGCCGUGGCCACGACAUGGGUUGUUUCCUUCGAACAGAUCAGGAAGUCCGAUCAGACUGCAGUCGAUAUGCUGUCAUUCAUGGCGUGCGUCGAGCCAAAGGCGAUACCGCAAUGGAUUUUGCCCGAGUCAGAGUCCGAGGAGACAGAAUGGGCAAUCGGCGUUCUCUGCGGAUACUCGUUUCUCGUGCGGCGAGGAGACGACGACACAUUCGACAUGCACAGUCUCGUGCAUAUGGCCACGCGAGAAUGGGUCAAGAAGCAGGGUUGGCAGCAGCGGGUGGUGCGUGAUGCCAUAGGUCACCUCACAGAUAUAUUUCCCUCACACGAUCCUGAGAACCGCAAGCGAUGGAGGGAGUGCACGCCACACGCAGUGCGACUUCUUCAUGACACCCGAGCUCUGGAAAUAGACGUGCGGUUUGAGCUUGUGUUUAGUGUUGGUAGAUGCAUGCACACUGACCGACGGUUCAAAGAAGCAACACAACACUUUGAAGAACUAUGGCGCUGGGCAAAUCAACGCCACACAGGGCUGUUGGAGACUACUAUAAGAAGAUGGCUAGCGGCUGCAUACCUUGAUGGCAGACGGAUCAAGGAGGCGAUUGAGAUUUUGGAGCAUAUAGUAGAGGAAUGGAGGAGGACACGAGACGAGAAGGAUUAUGAUCGACUAGCAUCGGAGCACGAGCUCGCGAGGGCAUACCUCGAAGGCGGACGAACUAGUAAAGCGAUCGAGAUGUUGGAGCAUAUAGUAGCGGUCAAGAGGCAGAUACGAGACGAGAAAGACUAUUCUCGACUAGUAUCGGAGAGCGUGCUUGCGAGGGCAUAUCUCGACGACCAGCGGGUUAAGGAGGCGAUUGAUAUAUUCGAGCAUGUAGUAGCGGUAGGGAGGGAGAUACUAGAUGAGAAGGAUCAUUCUCGACUAACAUCGGAGCACUCGCUUGCGAAGGCAUAUAUCGACGACCGGCGGGUCAAGGAGGCGAUUGAGAUAUUCGAGCAUGUAGUAGCGGUGGAGAGGGAGAUACUGGAUGAGAGGGAUCAUUCUCGACUAACAUCGGAGCAUGAGCUUGCGAGGGCAUAUCUCGCCGACCAGCGGAUCGAGGAGGCGAUCCAGAUAUUACAGCAUGUAGUGGCAGUGGAGAGGGAGAUACUGGACGAGAAGGAUUAUGAUCGAUUGGUAUCGGAGCGCGAGCUUGCGAAGGCAUACCUCGACGACCGGCGGGUCAAGGAGGCGAUUGAGAUAUUCGAGCAUGUAGUAGCGGUGGAGAGGGAGAUACUGGAUGAGAGGGAUCAUUCUCGACUAACAUCGGAGCAUGAGCUUGCGAGGGCAUAUCUCGCCGACCAGCGGAUCGAGGAGGCGAUCCAGAUAUUACAGCAUGUCGUUGCCGUGGAGGCGCAGCUUUAUGCCGAGGAUAACCCCGACCGACUUCUAUCUAUUCGUCUACUCGAGGAUGCAUAUAAGGAACUUCAAUUAUGUAACUAG